AGGUUCCCCGCCCACGUGUGGUGACGUCACGACCCAUCUAAAGUUUACUUCACCUACAGGCAGGUGGCCUCUCGUCGGGUUCAGUGCAGGUCGGCUCUUCUGCAGCGCAGCGCAGCAGUCUGCGGGAUGGCGUUGAUAGAAGCGUUCGCGAGCGUCCAGCUGCACGUGUGGUUCGCUGCGCUGUGUCUGGUCGCUGUGGUUUAUAAAGUGGCGAUGCUGCUGGAGAAACGACGGGUGUCACUGCGGAACAUGGACGCUUUUCCAGGCCCGCCGCCGCACUGGCUGGCUGGGAACGUUUUAGAGUUUAAACAAGAUGGGACAGAUUUAGACAGGUUUGUGGAAUUAGGAAAACAGUACCCUUAUGCUUUCCCAAUUUGGUUCGGUCCAUUUGCUUGUUUCCUUCAUAUUCACCAUCCAGAUUAUGUGAAAACUUUACUGUCAUCAACAGCACCAAAAGAUGAAUAUGCUUAUAAGUUUAUCGAGUCUUGGAUUGGGGAAGGUUUGUUGGUGUCAAAUGGUCAGAGGUGGUAUCGGCACAGAAGGCUCCUGACGCCGGCUUUCCAUUAUGAUAUUCUCAAACCUUACGUAAAACUGAUGUCGGACUCUACUAAAACUAUGUUGGACAAAUGGGAACGUUACGCAAAAACGGGAGAGUCCUUUGAAUUGUUUCAACAAGUGAGCCUCAUGACACUCGACAGCAUCAUGAAAUGCGCAUUCAGCUACGACAGUAACUGCCAGACUGAUAAUGGAACAAAUACAUACAUCAAAGCAGUGUAUGAGCUCAGUGAUCUGAUUAACCUUCGGUUCAGGACCUUUCCGUAUCACAAUGACCUCAUUUUCGCACUCAGCCCACAUGGCUUCAAACAUCGUAAAGUAUGCAGGGUGGCCCACAGCCAUACAGCGGAAGUUAUACGAAAGAGAAAGGAAACAUUGAAGACAGUGAAGCAAAUGGAACAAGUCAAAGCCAAGAGGAGAAAUUUGGACUUCCUGGAUAUCCUUCUCUUCGCAAAGGAUGAGAAUCAACAGGGUCUGUCAGAUGAAGAUUUACGAGCAGAAGUGGACACCUUCAUGUUUGAAGGCCAUGACACCACGGCCAGUGGCAUGUCUUUCAUUCUCUACAGUCUGGCCUGCCACCCAGAACACCAGAGGAUUUGCAGGAAUGAGAUCAUGGAGGUUCUGGAUGGGAAGGACACAAUGGACUGGAAAGAUCUGAACAAAAUCCCGUACACUACAAUGUGCAUCAAAGAGUCCCUCCGUCUUUACCCUCCUGCGCCCAUAAUAUUCCGAACAAUCACCAAGCCCAUGACAUUUGUUGAUGGACGGUCUCUGCCUGAAGGUUCUCAUUUUUGUGUAAGUGUGUAUGGGAUUCACAGGAAUGCAACUGUCUGGGAAAACCCUAAUGUAUUUGAUCCAUUGCGUUUCCUACCCGAAAAUGUCUCCAAGAGGUCCCCUCACGCAUUUGUGCCUUUCUCAGUUGGACCAAGAAAUUGCAUUGGUCAGAACUUUGCCAUGAAUGAGAUGAAAAUAGCGACCGCCCUGACACUGAAGAAGUAUGAGCUGAUAGAAGACCCCACUAGGAAACCAAAGAUAAUUCCUAAAGUUUUGCUGCACUCAAUCAAUGGUAUCCACAUUAAGAUAAAACCUAUUGAGCCUUAAUGUAAAGACCUGGUUCAUGCUCUGAGAUUUCAUGCUAAACUGAGUUUUAUGUAGUUUGUUAAAUCAUUUAUGAUUUUAUGAUAUGAUGAUUUUUGAUAUAUUUCAAAGUUAUUUGCUGAAAAAGUAAAAAAAAAGUGGUUCAUGUAUUUUCAAAUCUUACUUCUUAUGUUAAUGCGGAGACACAAACAAAGGUUGUUUAUUACUAUAAUGUGCUAUAAUACAGUAAAUCUUGCAGUGACAAAUAAUAAUAUGAUACGUUGUUUGUGAUACAAAAAAUAUUAUUUUUAAAAAAAUAUAUUUUUCCUAGUGAAUUAACUUUUUUAAACUAAUGUAAUCUCGUUCUGUUACAGUUUUUCUUUUAAAAAGACAUUUAACUGUGUGUUUGCAAUUUAUGCUGCUGAAUUGUAUUGCUUUAAAACGACUUUGUCCAUCGCAUUUAAAUUAACGAAAAUUAUAUAAAAUUACAUUUUUAUUAAACGAAUGUCACCACGUCCUGGCUC
Messenger RNA from Betta splendens (Siamese fighting fish), 2156 nucleotides. Its product is annotated as cytochrome P450 4B1-like. Gene Ontology annotation, molecular function: iron ion binding; oxidoreductase activity, acting on paired donors, with incorporation or reduction of molecular oxygen; monooxygenase activity. NCBI's taxonomy places the organism in Eukaryota, Metazoa, Chordata, Actinopteri, Anabantiformes, Osphronemidae. Bases 127 to 1656 code for a protein of 509 amino acids. The record is from RefSeq and is a predicted model, not a curated record. The transcript has 12 exons.